UGGUACGGUCCGCUGGGUUCCCAUGUUCGCAUUAAAGCGCCUGAACUGGCGGGCUGUACGACAGAGGAAAGUGUCUUUACAGAAACUGUAAGGCGAACAAGCAUUAAGCGGCAGCAAGCACGAGCGUGAGGGGUCGGUGUAAGUGACGGACUCCCCCUCCAGUCUGCAAGUGGUACAGUCCAAGCAAAGAACUACGUCACCCAUUGUUUACAAACCUUACAGGGCCGGUGGAGCUGCUGCGUGGUGUGCUGUUCCUCCUGCCGUCUCUGCCAGCCAUGCCGUGCCGCAAGGAGAGCUUCCUGCUGCUGGAGCAGUCGGUCACCGUGGGUUCGCAGGAGGUGGACUCCCUGGUGGCCCGCAUCGGGGAAGCCCUGCAGCUCAGCGCCCACCGCACCCCGACCUCCUGCAGCAUGGAGUACGGCGGCGCCCUGAGACCCCCGGCCGUCACCCGCCCGUCUCCCGUCAUCUGCUCCUGCGUGCGGGGCAGGACCACGCCGUACCCGGUGUGCACCCCCCGAGGCGCCAGUCGCUACCACCACCAGCAACAGGGACCCCGGCACUUCGUAGCGGGGAACAAGCAGCUGUGCGGCCGGGGCUGGGUGCGGGGCAGCUGCAGGAAGCACGUUGGGCACCGGCUCCCGGAGGACGGGGAGGAGGAAGAGGAGGACCCCCACCAGCUGCUGCAGGAGCUCCUACUCUCCGGGAACCUCAUCAAGGAGGCGGUCAGGAGGCUGCACAUGUCCGGGGAGGACUCCAGCGCCAUCAGCGAGUCCGGGCCGUGCAAGGUGGCUGAGACCACGGUGCAGUGACCCCCCAGGCCCCGGGGAGAGGAUGCUGUGUAACCGUGGGGAGUAUAACCUCCACGGAUCGUAUGACCCACCUCUGCCGGCUGCUUCUGUCAUUAUGACAUGGAGGUGACUGGCAUGGCCAGUGCCUGGUCCUCCAUAGAGGGGGUGAUGGUUAGAGUUGGCAUGUAAAGACCUCAAGAAGAAGGUGACUGACUGCCAUGACCACUUAUGGUCCACCAUAAGGCGUGUGAUGAUGUGGGUUGGCAUGAACAGCUUUCUCAGUAUAAUGGGGUGAUGGGCAUAGUGUUUGAAUGCUGCACCAUGGAGUGUCCACCAUAAAGCUGGUGAUGAUGUGGGUUUGUAUGUAAAGAUCUCUCAAAAUAAAGAGGUGACUGCUAUGGCCAUGUGUGGUCCCCCCCAUGAAAGCGGGUGAUGGUUGAGACACAUACAGCUCCCUUAGGUACUGGGUUUAUAUGGCUGGUGUGAUGAAUCUGCAGAACAUACUAUGGACUGAGCUAAUGACUGCUUUCUGAUGUUUGUGUCACCAUCCACCUGUAGACUUGCAAUGGGCUAUGAUAACUUCUGAGCAAAGUCUUAUAUGUGACACGAUCAGGUGUUGGGACUUGAGCCAGCAUAACUCGUGGUACUGACGCUUCAAGGUGGUUUGAGCUUAGCGGACUAUAUUAAAGUUUGAAGCCAUGACUACUUAGCACCUCAGAACUACAGCCUUUUAUUACCAGCCUCUGAAAUUGUUUCUAACCAAUAUGAGAAGUCUUUGAUUGCCACCCAGUUGGUGCAUAGUCAUCCAUACCCUCCUUAUUUCCAGUUUGGGAGACUGUCGCCAAGAGACAAGGCUGUGGAACCUCAAUUAAAAAUGGUCAAGGAUUAUCUGCUAUUAGUUCAAACUAGAUUACGUCCAACUCUACAAUGUGACUGUCACUUUGUUUACAGUAUACUUGAAAUGGUUCACAUAGCUCUGAGCUCUCAAAGUAUUGGGCAUCCUAAUGUGAGCAAUGGGCAAGCAAGGUUUUCUCUUCUAGGAAUUUAUUUCUAUAUAUGUAAUGGUUUUGUAUUGUGUGUGGGUUUUUUUUUUUUUUUUUUUCUUUUCACAUGCAUCAUUUGCAAUUCUUUAAUGUGCUCCGCACAAGUGUAUGUGCCACUACAGUCAUACAUAUAAGCCCAGAGGUAAUCUGGGUGUGAACAUGUUAAUGAACACCAUGUUUUUGUUGUCCUUAUUUGGUGUUACAUAAUUGUCCUUGUUUACAGUUUUACAAGCAUAGACUGGCAUGUCCUUAUCUCAGUAUUAUUGUGCCUGGCAUCCAGCUUGCUGGCGUUACUUACUGAAGGUCAACCCAUGCCAGAUCCGUUGCACAGCCUAGGAUAACCUUUCCAUUUUAAGGCUAAUGUGAAACUUGCCUCACGUGUGUUUGGAUGUGCUGCAGCCAAAUAGGAUAAUUUAAGUGUUUAUUUCCAUUCUCUGUUAGAUUCCUAUGUUCAUAGGAUUUUGAUGUAUGCCUAUCAAAAAAUGGUUUGGUUGCCAAUCGGGCUGCAUGGAUUAUUUGUACUAUGAUGUGACCUAUAGAGCUUCUAAAAAAGGAAGAAAAUAAAUAAAUCUAAAUUUAAUAAAUUUGCCGCAAGGAAGCGUAUAACUUAUUGUUGGCAUUAGUCCUAUGGCAGGCUUAGAAUGACUGAUCUCCCCUUUACGCUGUAGUGUAUAUAAAGCAUAUUUUCAGUUACUUCCUGUAGACAUAGUUUCAGCCUGUGAUAAUUUGUAGCUUUUGGUAACUUCAUGGUCACCGCAUGUUAAACAAAGCUGUUCUAAUUCCACCGUUUGGGGGGGAAUUAGAUCCAAUACCGGUCACAUUAUUUAAAGAAGACAUUAUAAUAUUAUGCAACAACCACAGAUAGUUUUAUAUCUAAAGAACUGGUGACAUUUUUGAGUGGCAUAUCAUACACAUAAUUUAUAUCCCUGGUGCCAGAAUUCUUGGAUUUGCAAUCCUGUCUAUCUAUUGAGCGGCAGUGUAGAAUCAUCAGUGUUCCUGAAUGCAGAUGGAUCUUUGAGUAUUGCAACAUAACUUUACAUUCUGAUGAAUAAGCUUCCUUAAGAAAUAUAAGCUGCCAACGAACUAGCUUUGUGGGUGUGAAGGUGGGUUCAUACUUCCUCUCGUUGUUUGCUAUACUACGUUAUAAUUUAAAAUGUGAACAUGAGCGAGAUGGACCCAAGUUUCUUCCAGUCAUUAGACCUUUGUUCUUGGUAAUUGGUGCUUUUACUACUAAGUGGCUGUCUUAUUUUGUUUUGAUUAGACCCAAACUUUUUGAAAGGGCAGUUUAUUAUACUUCUUGUUUUAUAUAUUUUUUUUCUAAGCUCUGUACAGUUAUGGGUUAUGAUUUAAGCUAACAAUAAUAAACUUGAACCAAUGGUCCUUUAUCCUUUAGUGAUGGCCGUUGGAAAGUGUACCCUUCGUACCGAAGUGUUGAUGCCUGUGUUCCUGGAGUUUCAGGACUUAUGAAUAAAAUGUAUACAAUAAACCUUUUUAUAUAUACAA
Pseudophryne corroboree (corroboree frog) is the source of this 3334-nucleotide messenger RNA. RefSeq names its product GSK-3-binding protein-like. The transcript has a single exon. Gene Ontology annotation, cellular component: cytoplasm. The record is from RefSeq and is a predicted model, not a curated record. Bases 276 to 809 code for a protein of 177 amino acids. Lineage: Eukaryota; Metazoa; Chordata; Amphibia; Anura; Myobatrachidae.